UCUCAUCCUUUGGAUGAAGGGCAUUAUUCCCUUAAUCCACCGUUUAAGGGGCACUUGAUCCUCUUCCAUGUGUUGCUAUAAGUUGCACCACCCAAUACAUGCCAUGCAAGUGACCUAACAGCUCUGAGGGUUACAAAUUACAAUCCAAACCACCAAAACUGUACAAGACAAUCCUCCUCUCCCUCAUUUUCUCCUAAUUCCUUCCAUCUCACUCUCCUUUCAGCUCCUCUAGUUUCAUCACCUUAUUUCUUUCUUUCUAUUUCUUCUUCUUCCUUCUUCCUUCUUCUUCAGUUAGCUUAAUUAAUUAGAUUUAGUCACAGCCAUGGUUUCUGCAGAUGUUGUUCGAACCGUGAUCGGUGUCAUAGGAAACGUUAUCUCACUCAUUCUGUUCCUGUCACCAGUGCCGACUUUUGUUCGAAUAUGGAAAAAAGGUUCAGUGGAGCAAUACUCACCAGCCCCAUACCUUGCAACCCUAGCCAACUGCAUGGUGUGGGCCCUCUACGGAUUGCCUAUGGUGCACCCUCACAGUAUUUUGGUGGUGACCAUCAAUGGCUCUGCCAUUUUCAUUGAGCUUUCCUACAUCAUCCUCUUCCUCAUCUACGCGUCUGACAAGAAGCAGAGGCUCAAAGUGCUUCUGAUUUUACUUGUGGAGCUCGUACUCAUGGCUCUUCUUGUCCUCACGGUUCUCAUUUUGGCCCAUACAUACGAGAGGAGGUCACUUAUUGUGGGCAUCGUUUGCAUUCUAUGUAACAUCAUGAUGUAUGCUUCACCUCUCGCUGUCAUGAAAUUGGUGAUUACAACAAAGAGUGUGGAAUUCAUGCCGUUUUGCCUCUCGUUAUUUUCCUUUGCCAACGGUCUUGCCUGGUUUUCAUUUGCUCUCAUCCGUUUCGACAUCUUCUUGACUAUUCCCAAUGGGCUGGGCUUACUUUUUGGGUCGGGCCAGCUGAUUCUCUACGCCACAUACUACAAGAAUACAAAGAGACUGUUGGCAGAGAGGAAAGCUAGGCAGGUGAGUUUGACAGAGGUGGUUUCCGACGGAGAUGAACCCAAAAAGAUAGGCAGUACUACUCAGAAUGGUAGUGCUCCUCACCACGGGACAUGAGCAACUCCGCCGUGUAUCGUCUCCGCUGCCGUCCAAUGAGUCGGACAAGCAGACCCCAUCAAAGAAAUAUAAGUUUUUGAUAAAGGUCGGACUUUAUCUAUGUUUGUGUUGUGUGAGACCACAAUAUGGUCACUAUGGUACAUAACAAUAGAUACAUGGUUACAUGGUUUUAUGUGUCACUCUGUGGCAUGAGUGACUUUAUACUUAUGCCAUAUGAAAUAUUAUAAUUUCAUAAUUGUACCAGGAACUAUGAGGACCAUGUAUCUAUGUUUACCUUGAAAUGAUCAAGGAUCAAGGCAGAAGCCUUGUUUAUAAAAAUACAGCUUUUUGUUUUGUGGCUA
This is a messenger RNA of Prunus persica (peach), 1443 nucleotides long. RefSeq names its product bidirectional sugar transporter SWEET4. Lineage: Eukaryota; Viridiplantae; Streptophyta; Magnoliopsida; Rosales; Rosaceae. Gene Ontology annotation, cellular component: membrane. Bases 323 to 1102 code for a protein of 259 amino acids. The record is from RefSeq and is a predicted model, not a curated record. The transcript is spliced from 5 exons. Gene Ontology annotation, molecular function: sugar transmembrane transporter activity. Gene Ontology annotation, biological process: carbohydrate transport.